UUUAGUUUUGGACAAUCGGGAGAUAAUCUCGUUAGUGAAAGCAUCAUUUUCUUUCGAAAGCGAGCAAUAAAGACUUCGGAAUUUUAUAAUUAAGAAUCGCCGGUUGUGCUGCGAAUAAUUUUCCAAGUGAUUUUCUGUAUUUGAUUUAAUUGGCAAAAUGUUUGCGAAAAGAUUGUACGCAGAUGAAAGUAAUGUUCAACCCAACGCAACAUCCUCAUUUUCCGAAUACAAAAUUACUGACUACGGCUAUGGAAAGAAUAAUGUGAAGAUCAUGCACGUUCGGCGAGAUGGACCGGUUCAUUCGAUCCGUGAAUUUGAAGUUAGUACUCAUCUGAAACUAGAGUCGAAAAAGGAUUAUACUGAAGGGGACAACUCCGACAUUGUUGCAACGGAUUCACAGAAAAACACAGUUUACGUUUUAGCUCAGAAAUAUGGAAUUAGAGCCCCCGAAGAAUUUGCAAUUCUUUUGAGUUCCCACUUUUUGAAUAAGUACAGUCAUGUAAGAGAAGCUCAUGUCCAUAUUGAGGAGUAUCCUUGGGAACGUUUGACUUCAUCGAAUGGCUACAGCACCCAGAAACACAAUCAUGCCUUCAUUUUCACGCCAGUGGCAUCACGUUUUUGCGACGUCCUGCUUAAGCGCAAUUCCAAACCCAUUGUUAUCAGCGGUCUAAAGGAUUUGCGAGUCCUCAAAACUACUCAGUCCUCCUUCGUGAAAUUCGUGAAUGAUGAAUUUAGGACGUUGCCUGACCAAUAUGACCGUAUUUUCAGCACAAUUGUGGAGUCUCGGUGGGAAUAUACGACAGUUGAUGGGGUUGAUUUUUGUCAAUGCUGGAAUAAAGUGAAAGAUGUUAUACUAACGACAUUCGCUGGUGAUCCAAAUGUCGGUGUUUCAUCUCCAAGUGUACAAAAUACUUUAUAUAAGGCAGAGAAAACAGUUUUAGAUUCAAUUCCUCAGGUUGGGUCGAUUUCAAUGCAAAUGCCGAAUAAGCACUAUUUCGACUUUGAUACCAAACCGUUCAAAAAUGUAAUUCCUGGAGACACGAAUAACGUUUUUAUCCCAGUUGAUAAACCAUCAGGAAUUAUCUAUGCUCAGUUGGAUAGGAGUGGUCUCAAGAGCAGACUGUAAAUACCCUUUUAUCUUUCUAUAAAUGGGAGCGAAAAUAUUCCAUUCAUUCGUAAUUAUCUGAAUUAUAUUAUUUCUUUUGAAUGAAAAUUGUUAAUAUUUUUCUUCUAUUUUGUUCUCAAAUACAUGUUUAAGUCAA
Hermetia illucens (black soldier fly) is the source of this 1262-nucleotide messenger RNA. RefSeq names its product uricase (gene Uro). Gene Ontology annotation, cellular component: peroxisome. The transcript has 4 exons. Gene Ontology annotation, biological process: urate catabolic process; purine nucleobase catabolic process. Gene Ontology annotation, molecular function: urate oxidase activity. The record is from RefSeq and is a predicted model, not a curated record. The coding region runs from base 158 to 1126 and encodes 322 amino acids. Lineage: Eukaryota; Metazoa; Arthropoda; Insecta; Diptera; Stratiomyidae.